AUGCAGAGGCCUCCACCUGAAGAUUUUCUGUUGAAGGAGACCAAACCCCACCUCGGUGGGGGGAAGAUCUCUGGUGAUAAACUUACCAGUACCUAUGAUCUCGUUGAGCAAAUGCAGUACCUUUAUGUGAGGGUUGUGAAGGCCAAGGACUUACCUGCCAAAGAUGUCACUGGGAGUUGUGAUCCAUAUGCUGAAGUCAAGCUUGGGAACUACAAGGGAACUACCAGGCAUUUCGAGAAGAAAACCAAUCCUGAGUGGAACCAGGUUUUUGCGUUCUCAAAGGACCGGCUUCAGGCCUCCGUCCUCGAGGUUACCGUGAAGGAUAAGGAUGUUGUGAAGGAUGACUUCAUCGGACGUGUCUGGUUUGACUUGAAUGAGGUUCCCAAAAGGGUGCCUCCUGAUAGUCCUUUGGCGCCCCAAUGGUAUAGAUUGGAGGAUAGAAAGGGUGACAAGGUGAAGGGAGAGCUGAUGCUGGCUGUUUGGAUGGGUACUCAGGCCGAUGAAGCGUUUCCUGAAGCCUGGCACUCGGAUGCUGCUACAGUUGGUGGAAGUGAUGCUCUUGCCAACAUUAGAUCGAAAGUGUAUCUGUCUCCUAAGCUUUGGUAUUUGAGGGUUAAUGUGAUUGAGGCACAGGACUUACAGCCAACUGAUAAGGGUAGAUACCCUGAGGUUUUUGUGAAGGCUAUUCUGGGGAAUCAGGCCGUGAGGACUAGAAUCUCUCAUAGUAGAAGUAUUAAUCCAAUGUGGAACGAGGAUUUGAUGUUUGUGGCUGCGGAACAGUUUGAGGAGCCGCUGAUCUUGAGUGUGGAGGAUAGGGUUGCCCCUAACAAGGAUGAAGUGUUAGGAAGGUGUGCCAUUCCUCUGCAGUUUGUGGAAAGGAGACUAGACCAUAAACCAGUGAAUACAAGGUGGUUCAAUCUGGAAAGGCAUAUUGUUGUUGAAGGGGAGAAGAAGAAGGAUACCAAAUUUGCAAGCAGGAUUCACAUGAGGAUUUGUCUAGAAGGUGGCUAUCAUGUUUUAGACGAAUCUACUCACUACAGCAGUGAUCUUCGCCCAACAGCGAAACAGCUGUGGAAGUCUGGCAUUGGUGUUCUUGAACUGGGGAUAUUGAAUGCUCAUGGUUUGAUGCCGAUGAAAACGAAAGAUGGGAGAGGGACAACAGAUGCCUAUUGCGUAGCCAAAUAUGGGCAGAAGUGGGUCAGGACCAGGACAAUCAUUGACAGCUUUGCACCAAGGUGGAAUGAGCAAUAUACCUGGGAGGUUUUUGAUCCUUGCACUGUCAUUACAAUUGGUGUAUUUGAUAACUGUCAUCUGCAUGGCGGAGACAAGGCUGGUGGAGCAAAGGAUUCAACGAUCGGAAAGGUAAGGAUUCGUCUUUCCACCCUUGAGACCGAUCGGGUCUAUACACAUUCCUAUCCACUUCUUGUUCUUCAUCCGAAUGGGGUGAAGAAGAUGGGUGAAAUCCACUUGGCUGUGAGGUUCACGUGUUCAUCUUUGCUCAAUAUGAUGCACAUGUAUUCGCAACCCUUGUUGCCAAAGAUGCAUUAUAUACACCCCCUGACUGUUAGCCAGCUUGACAGCCUGAGGCAUCAAGCUACUCAGAUUGUUUCAAUGAGACUGAGUCGUGCUGAGCCACCGCUGAGAAAAGAAGUAGUGGAAUAUAUGCUUGAUGUGGGUUCCCACAUGUGGAGUAUGAGAAGAAGCAAAGCCAACUUCUUUAGGAUUAUGGGGGUUUUGAGUGGCCUAAUUGCUGUAGGAAAAUGGUUUGAUCAGAUUUGCAAUUGGAGAAGUCCAGUCACUACAAUUCUGAUCCAUAUCUUGUUCAUAAUAUUAGUUAUGUAUCCAGAGCUUAUCUUGCCCACAAUUUUCCUUUACCUCUUCUUGAUUGGAAUUUGGUACUAUAGAUGGAGGCCAAGACAACCUCCUCACAUGGACACCCGUCUCUCUCAUGCAGACUCGGCGCAUCCUGAUGAACUUGAUGAAGAGUUUGACACAUUCCCGACCUCCCGGCCAAAUGACAUUGUGAGGAUGAGAUAUGAUCGACUUAGAAGCAUUGGUGGGAGGAUUCAAACUGUGGUUGGGGACUUGGCCACUCAGGGUGAAAGGCUGCAAUCCUUGCUAAGCUGGCGUGAUCCCAGAGCUACAUCACUGUUUGUGCUUUUCUGUCUGGUUGCUGCUAUUGUACUGUAUGUCACUCCAUUUCAAGUUGUGGCCCUCCUGGCAGGAAUUUAUGUGUUGAGACAUCCAAGGUUUCGCCAUAAGCUUCCUUCGGUUCCACUGAAUUUCUUCAGGAGGCUGCCUGCAAGAACUGAUUGCAUGCUUUGA
Sphenostylis stenocarpa is the source of this 2325-nucleotide messenger RNA. The record is from the annotation of a GenBank genome assembly. Lineage: Eukaryota; Viridiplantae; Streptophyta; Magnoliopsida; Fabales; Fabaceae.